CCAUCUUGGAUCCAGCUGCUAGUGCUUCAGGAUGGUACGGUCCAGGAGCCUAUCUCGCUUGGCUGAUAACCGCCUAUGUCACAGCUCUUUCGACUAUAUGGCAUUCAAAAUGCUCAAGGCAGCAUCCUGACGUGAACAAAGUCGAUGCAGAAGUCCUCCUCACUCUCGGUUAUCCGCUGAUCGCCAUGGUCGAUGUUGUGGCCCGUCUAAUACGAUGUCAGAUCGACCCCGGAAUGUCUGCUGCUGCGUUUGUCCUAGUAUCGAGCCUGACCAUUGUUGGACCCCUGACUAGACUAUCCUGGCAAGAAGACGGCGCCGACAUGGCGGUCGAACCGGUUUUUUAUCCUGUCACUGUGAAAGAAUGGACAUGGAAAACGAUGCGCUUCCUGUGCCAUACGGUGGUUUAUGCCAUUCUCUUUGAACCGUAUAUUAACACCCGACUGAUGCUAGCUAUUUACAUACUCUUAUCUAUUACUUUGUUUUAUUCUGGAGUUCGUGGGGAGGGUCUGCUGAGGACCUCCCCCUACUGGAUAGCCGUAUACCGGCCGCGAGGAGAGCGGGUGGUGGCAUUCUGCAUUAUACAGAUCAUUUUUAACAGUGUGUUGUUCUCGUUCUACCAUUCUAUUUGGCCUCAGACUGAUGCCAUCUUCUUUGAACUGGAUCAGAUUGCUGGUUUGUUUCUUGCCAUGGCAACGUUGGUAUAUUCCCGGCGAGAGAGAAUUGUGACAUCCCUAAAAUGGGUGAAGGGAUUGAAAUGGAAACGAACCAGUACUCCACAGCCAGAGACAACUAAAUGAACUAAUUGAAAAGGCUCAUCAUGUAUCAGAGUAUACAACCCGGCGGUCGACCCUUUGGAAUGCCAACGGUGUCAAGGGGCAGGAUGCGGACUCUGUACUAU
Molecule: messenger RNA, 898 nt
Organism: Aspergillus alliaceus
Lineage: Eukaryota; Fungi; Ascomycota; Eurotiomycetes; Eurotiales; Aspergillaceae
Exons: 1
Coding region: 186-797 (203 amino acids)
Source: RefSeq, a predicted model, not a curated record